UUUGCUUCAGCGCUCCGGUUGAGCGUCUGGAAGAGCGAGGGAGGAAGAGAGAUCGAGGCGAGGCGAGGCGAGGCGAUGAUGGGCGACGAGAAGUCGUCGAGUCCAAUGGGAAAUAGGGAGAGGGAUCGUGAGCUGCUCAUCCCCGUCGUGGACCACGACUCCGAAUCCAGGGCUUCCUCCUCCUCCGCUUGCCCUAACCACCACCACCACCACCACCACCGCCACUCCCACACCGGUAGAGAGGCGUUUUAUAUAGUCAUCCACAGUUGGGCUUCGAAAAAGUUCAUGACAGGAUGUGUGAUCCUCUUUCCAAUUGCUAUCACCUUUUAUAUCACCUGGUGGUUUAUUCAUUUUGUUGAUGGAUUUUUUUCUCCGAUCUAUGCUCAACUUGGCAUAAACUUAUUUGGACUUGGUUUUGUAACUUCCAUAACCUUCAUUUUCUUGGUUGGAGUAUUCAUGUCAUCAUGGCUCGGUGCAUCUGUCCUUAGUCUUGGCGAAUGGUUUAUCAAGCGGAUGCCUUUUGUUCGUCACAUCUACAAUGCUUCUAAGCAAAUUAGUUCUGCUGUCUCACCUGACCAGAAUAAACAAGCAUUCAAGGAAGUUGUAAUUAUCAGGCACCCUCGGCUUGGUGAACAUGCAUUUGGAUUUAUCACUUCCACUGUUGUUCUUCAGAGUUAUUCUGGUGAGGAAGAACUCUGCUGUGUCUAUGUUCCAACCAACCAUCUUUAUAUCGGUGACAUUUUUCUGGUCAGCUCAAAAGAUGUUAUCAGACCAAAUAUUUCUGUUCGUGAAGGAAUUGAGAUUGUUGUUUCUGGGGGUAUGUCAAUGCCUCAAGUUCUGUCAGCACUGGAUCCACAUACAGUACCUGAUGGAGCUAGAUCUGGCAGAAUUUACCCUUAGUUGCUGCUGGCAGAUAUAGCAGGGCAAAAUUUUCAUUAGUUUCAGGUAGUGCAAGACUUGCCGGUUUUUUCUUCGAGCGGUCUGGCAAUUCUUGAUGGCUCUUAACACACUUCUUUGGCUUUGGUUCGUUUGCGACUUGUAAAUAGGUCAUAAGAAAUUUUGCAGAAUUCUUCAUGCUAAUUCUGUGUGUCACCUGAAUUACUGCUUCCCGGUGUUCUACUUCAGCUUCUUCACAUCGUAAUCGUUAGGUGGUGUUCUACUGCAGCUUCUUCACAUCGUAAUCGUUAGGUAACGUACCAUUUCAGCAUUAUGGAUUGUAGGAAGACCUGCUAUGAUCUUAUUUAUAGUCUUCAGUUAGGCAUCUACUGUUUAGUUUCUAGCGACUAAAAGAAAUGGUUGGAGGUAAUAAAUAGGAUGCUUCUUCAGUCA
This is a messenger RNA of Musa acuminata AAA Group (dessert banana), 1329 nucleotides long. Its product is annotated as protein LIKE COV 1-like. The record is from RefSeq and is a predicted model, not a curated record. NCBI's taxonomy places the organism in Eukaryota, Viridiplantae, Streptophyta, Magnoliopsida, Zingiberales, Musaceae. The transcript has 7 exons. Gene Ontology annotation, cellular component: Golgi apparatus. Bases 76 to 900 code for a protein of 274 amino acids.